Messenger RNA from Laccaria bicolor S238N-H82, 291 nucleotides. RefSeq lists its product as uncharacterized. The record is from RefSeq and is a predicted model, not a curated record. Bases 1 to 291 code for a protein of 96 amino acids. The transcript has a single exon. NCBI's taxonomy places the organism in Eukaryota, Fungi, Basidiomycota, Agaricomycetes, Agaricales, Hydnangiaceae.
AUGUCCAUUGUGGUAGCAUUGGAUUUAGCAGGUACAAGUGGGGGAAUGAUGCAAGGACUGCAGCUAGUGUUCGCAAGUUCAGUUCAGUCCGGUUUUUUGCCCCCAAAACGCGCAACCGUGGACCGCAACCGGUCUAGGACCGACCCGGAUAUUGAGGGAACCGAACCGAACCACCUAGGACCAGUCUUUUGCGGUCUAUGGAGCCGGUUCAGACCGAUCCAGACCGGUUUUUUUGCGUAUAAUUUAUUAUACCAAUAUAAACCAUUUGUAUCUCAACUAUUAUUACUCUGA